AGACACUGCGGCUCCGGGGGGCUGACCUGGCGGGGAGUGGCCGUGCAGUCCUCUCCGGCGCCGCUUUGUGCGCGCAGCCGCUGGCCCCUCUGCUCCCGGGUCUGCCCCCCGGGACGCCCCCCGUGCCCCGCCCCAGUCAUGCAGCUUUACCUGCCUCUCCACCGUGGACCUUUGGAAAGCAGCCGCCCACCCUGGGGGCUCCGGCCCUGACCGUUCCAGGAGCCGGUAGGUGUCUGCCCGGGCCCGCCCGCACCAGCGGCGCCUGCCGGUGCCCCGAGCUGCAAAGUUGUAGGAUAGGAGUGAGUUGGGAAGUUUGCUCGAGGGCUGGUGCAGGCUUGGAGCCGAGGAUCCCGCGCUGCCCUGGGAGCCUGAGCCGGCCAGGGAUCAAAACUUUGUGUGACUGACCUCAACAACAAUACAUUCAGAUUCUCCUCAGAACUGAGACUUUCCAAAGGACAAAUGACUCUGUUUCCCAUGCUCUUUCAUUUUUUCCUACUCCAUAGCUAUGUCUCGGUCUCGCCAUGCUCGGCCUUCCAGAUUAGUCAGAAAGGAAGAUCUAAACAAAAAGAAAAACAACCAGCUGAAGAAGACAUCCAAGCCAGCCAACAAAAAUGUGGCAUCGGUCAAGACUGUGAGCCCUGGAAAAUUAAAGCAAUUAAUUCAAGAAAGAGAUGUUAAGAAAAAAACAGAACCCAAACCAUCUAUGCCAGUCAGAAGCCUUCUGACAAGAGCUGGAGCUGCACGCAUGAAUUUGGAUAGGACUGAGGUUCUUUUCCAGAACCCGGAGUCCUUAACUUGCAAUGGGUUUACAAUGGCUCUGCGAAGCACCUCUCUUAGCAGACGACUCUCCCAAACCCCUUUGGUCAUAGCCAAACCUAAGAAAGUUCCAACUUCUAAGAGUUUAGAAAAGCAACAUGAGUGUGAUUGUAAGGUACUCACUGACGUGGGAAUAAAGCACUCAGAAAAUGGUUCAGUCCCAAUGCAGGACCCCCUAAUCCCUCCUAAUAUAGAGAAUCUAACUGGUGUACAAAAUGCAUCUUUAAUUAAAGGUGAGAGCCAAAAGACAAUGCAGUCUUGGUCCCAAAGGGUUGAAGAUUCCAAAAUAAAUGUCUCCACUCACAGCUCCCCUGCAACAGAGAUCCUUUCUGGGCCAUUGGAAGGGGCGAGUUAUAGUGAAGGACUAUUCUCUGAAGAGACAUUGAGUGAUACCAGCGAUUCCCCUAGAGUGUUUGCUCAGGACACUGUGUGUGCUCCUUUGCCCCAAAGAGCAGCCUCCAUAGUUACCUCUCAAAGUAACCCUAACAUUCAGUUGGAAGACUUGGGUUCACAAGUAGAAUCUCUUAAGCUAUCUGAUCCCAUCAAAAGUGAACGUGAUUGCUGCCCCACCUCCAGUUUUAAUAAGGUUAUCCCUGAACUGGGCCUUAGAAACUGCUUGUCUGUUGGUGGACCUAUACAUCCCACCUCGCUAAUAAAACUCCUCUUGGUGGGGUCACGACCAGAAGCCCUUGGUGCUAAACUAGAUCAUCAAGAAGCCCUCAAAGCUCCCCCAGUUCAACAGGAAGUUCCUGAUACCACCUCUGUCCUAGGUGCUAUCCCGCAUCAGUGGAAAUUUCCUGGUGCUAACCCAGCCCAUGGUGAGGCCCUGGGUGAGAUCCCAGCCCCACCAGAGGUUCCCGGUGCUACUCCAGUCCAAGGAGAGGUUUUUGGUACUAUCCUAGAACAAGAAACUCUUGGUGUGGGUGGAACUGCUGCCCCAGACCUUCCUGUCUUCCUUCCUGUUCCUCCAAACCCAGUUGCUACCUAUAAUUCUCUCCCCAAAUGGCCUGAGACCCAGAGAACUGCCUCACAUGGGCUUGAGGUCCAGGGUGCUAUGCAGAUUUUGCCUUUGUGCUCAGGACACACUCCUCGAUUGUCAUCAAACUCAGAGAUAAGUUCGGUACCUCCAGGAAUGGCUGCAAGCAAUGUAGAAAACGAAAAGCAGGUUCAUGUAAGCUUUCCACCAGUUACCACUCAGGGGUUCCAAUUAGCUCCUGAGAGAAGACUCUGCCAGGCUUCACCCAGUGUCGCUCACCUCUCCCAGGCUGGUCCUAGCAAGUUGAAAGGAGGGAGUUCUCAGGCCAGCAUGACCAGCAUCCCCACAGUGGUAUCUACUACAGGGGCACUUGUCAAUACCUCCCUUUCUCCUUCCUAUACAACUUUGCUACCUACUUUGGAAAAGAAGAAACGGAAGCGAUGUGGGGUCUGUGAGCCCUGCCAGCAGAAGACCAACUGUGGUGAAUGUACCUACUGCAAGAACAGAAAGAACAGCCAUCAGAUCUGUAAGAAGAGGAAAUGUGAGGAGCUGAAAAAGAAACCAUCCGUCAUUGUGCCUUUGGAGGUUAUAAAAGAAAACAAGAGGCCCCAGAGGGAAAAGAAGCCCAAAGUUUUAAAGGCAGAUUUUGACAACAAACCAGUAAAUGGCCCCAAGUCAGAAUCCAUGGAAUAUAGUAGAUGUGGUCAUGGGGAAGAACAAAGAUUGGAAUUGAACCCACAUCCCCUUGAAAAUGUAACUAAAAAUGAAGAAAGCAUGACAGGAAUUGAGGCAGAGAAGUGGACGCAAAAUAAGAAAUCACAUUUAACUGAUCAUGUCAAAGGCGAUUUCAGUGCAAGUGUGGCAGAAGCUGAAAAAUCGAAAAACUCUGAAAUUGACAAGAAACAAAUCAAACCUCCAAAAUUGUUUGCACAAACUAUCAGAAAUGGCAUUAAAAAUGUACACUAUUUCCCAACAGAAGCAAAUGUAUCAUUUAAAAAAAUCCAUAUUGAAGAAUUUGGCAAGGCAUUUGAAAACAACUCCUAUAAAUUCCUGAAAGACACUAUAAACCAUAACAAUGCCAUGAGCUCCAUUGCUACUAGUGCAAGUUGUGAUCAUCUCAAGGGGAGAAGUAAUGUCUUAGUCUUCCAGAAGCCUGGCUUUAACUGCAAAUCUAAACCAGAUUCUGCAAACUGCAGCGUAAAUAGUCAUACUAACAUACACAAUGAACGUGAUCAACCAAAAACUCCUGAGAAUAUACCAACUAAAGAACCAAAAGAUGGAUCUCCAGUUCAACCAAGUCUUUUAUCCCUAAUGAAAGAUAGGAGAUUAACACUGGAGCAAGUGGUAGCCAUUGAGGCCCUGACGCAACUCUCAGAAGCCCCAUCAGAGAAUUCCUCACCAUCAAAGUCAGAGAAAGAUGAGGAAACACAUCAGAGAACAGCUAGUUUACUUAACAGUUGUAAAGCUAUCCUCUACUCUGUAAGAAAAGACCUCCAAGACCCAAACUUACAAGGGGAGGCACAAAGCCUUCGUCACUGUCCAUCUUUGGAAAAGCAAAACUCAUGCAACAUGGUAGUGUUCAAUGGCCAAAAUGCCCUUUCCAAGUCACAUAUCUGCUCAGUUACUAACAAAGAAUCCACAAAGUCAAACGAAUAUUCAGAAGCCACAAAUUCAGUAUCUCCUGUUAUACCCAAAUCAAAUUCAUCUAACAUUGACACCAAUACAAAAGUUGCUCAAGGUAGAACUAUUCUGGACAGUUGUUCAAACAAUUUCCAUCAGCUGCCACCAAAAAGUACAAAAUUGGAGUAUUGUAACCAGUUACUGGACAGCAGUAAAAGGUUGGACUCAAACAAUCCACCAUGUCAGGACGUAGCACAUACUCAAAUUGAGGAGGAUGUUGCAACACAAUUAACACAACUUGCAUCAAUAAUUAAAUUAAAUUACAUAAAACCAGAAGACAAAAAAAUUGAAAGUACACCAACAAGCCUUGCUGCACAUAAUGUACAGCAAAACCAUAGUCAAGAGAAGGAUGUAAUACAACAGAAACCACCAUCAAGUGUGCAAAGUAACCAUGACCCAUCACUAACAAAGCAAAAGAAUACAACCCAGAAAAAGACGAAAUCCACUCCAUCAAGAGAUCGGCGGAAAAAGAAGCCCACGGUUGUAAGUUCUCCAGAAAAUGAUCAGAAGAAGCAGGAAGAGUUGUCAUAUGAGUACAGUAAGUUCCAUGACAUUUGGAUAGCAUCCAAAUUUCAAAGAUUUGGUCAAUUUGUUCCACAUGAUUUUCCUAUUCUAUUGGGAAAAAUUCCACCCCUGACCAAAUGGAAAGCAUUGGUUCCAACAACUUCAACAUUAAAACACAAAAAAUUAUUUCCCCCACUUACUCAGAUAAAAUUUGAGAGAUAUCCUGAAUUAGCACAGGAAAAAAAGGUAAAGGCUGAACCAUUGGAUUCUCUCCCUUUAUCUCACUUUAAAACAGAAUCCAACGGGCAGGUGUUUACAGAUAAAGCUUAUAAUUCUCAGGUACAGUCAACAGUGAAUGUCAAUCAGAAAGCUCAUCCCUUGCCCCAGCCCUCUUCUCCACCUAACCAGUGUGCUAACGUGAUGGCUGCCAAUGACCAAAAACAGUUUCAGCAGGAUGUUAAAAAAGAGCAACCUGUGCAUCAGCACCUGCCAACAUUGCCUGGUAUCUCUCACGAGACACCAUUACCGGACCCAGCACAAAUUCUCAGGAAUGUAAAUGUAGUAUGUUCAGGUGGAAUUACAGUGGUUUCUACCAAAAGUGAAGAGGAAGUCUGUUCAUCUAGUGUUGGAGCAUCAGAAUUUUCCUCAGGAGACAGUGCACAGAAAAGUUUUAAUGAUUAUGCCAUGAACUUCUUCACCAACCCUACGAAAAACCUGGUGUCUGUAACGAAGGAAUCUGAUCUGCCAAACUGCGACUGCUUUGAUGGAGCUACACAAAAAGACAAAGGCCCAUAUUAUACACACCUUGGGGCAGGACCAAGUGUUGCUGCUGUCAGGGAAAUCAUGGAGAAUAGGUAUGGUCAAAAAGGAAAAGCAAUAAGGAUAGAAAAAAUAGUGUACACGGGAAAAGAAGGAAAAAGCUCUCAAGGGUGUCCAGUAGCUAAGUGGAUUUUAAGAAGAAGCAGCGAAGAAGAAAAGGUUCUUUGUCUGGUCCGGGAGCGUCCAGGCCACCGCUGUUCCUCAGCUGUGAUCGUGGUACUCAUCAUGGUGUGGGAAGGCAUUCCUCUCCCGAUGGCAGACAGAUUGUACACGGAGCUCACCGAGAAUCUCAAGUCAUACAAUGGUCAUCCCACAGACCGAAGAUGCACCCUCAAUGAAAAUCGUACGUGUACAUGUCAAGGAAUUGAUCCAGAGACUUGUGGAGCAUCUUUCUCUUUUGGCUGUUCAUGGAGUAUGUAUUUUAAUGGAUGCAAAUUUGGUAGAAGCCCAAGCCCCAGAAGAUUUAGAAUUGAUCCAAGCUCUCCCUUACAC
Galeopterus variegatus (Sunda flying lemur) is the source of this 5287-nucleotide messenger RNA. It is a transcript of the gene TET1, whose product is annotated as tet methylcytosine dioxygenase 1. Gene Ontology annotation, biological process: positive regulation of transcription by RNA polymerase II; oxidative demethylation. The transcript is spliced from 8 exons. Gene Ontology annotation, molecular function: DNA 5-methylcytosine dioxygenase activity; DNA binding; zinc ion binding. The annotation marks the transcript as partial. Lineage: Eukaryota; Metazoa; Chordata; Mammalia; Dermoptera; Cynocephalidae. Gene Ontology annotation, cellular component: nucleus. The record is from RefSeq and is a predicted model, not a curated record.